Molecule: messenger RNA, 1086 nt
Organism: Radiomyces spectabilis
Lineage: Eukaryota; Fungi; Mucoromycota; Mucoromycetes; Mucorales; Radiomycetaceae
Exons: 2
Coding region: 83-922 (279 amino acids)
Source: RefSeq, a predicted model, not a curated record
GUACUUUAAGCCGUUUCAUUACGCUGCCCUGAAUCGUAUCCAACUUAAUUGAACAAAAAAGAAGAAAAGUACAGUUGCUAUCAUGAGUCAAACAAACACAAUGAUCGAAGGAGGUAAUCGUGCCCAACGACGAGCGCAAAUGCGUGAAGAGAAGAAGGCCAUGAAGAAGAUCAUGAAGAAAGCCGCUAGUAUGGGUGUUCCCGUGGAUCAGCUGCAGAAACAGGAACUGAAAACGCCUUCAUCACUCCCACCGCCAGAUCAGCCUACUUUAGUCUCUGCAGGUUAUGAAAGUACGACUCCCAUCGAGGUUCGCGAUGCACCCUCACCUGCUUUGAGUGUCUCCGCGAGCACCGCAACUACAUCUACCGAUGCAACAUCCGAUGAUACGGAGAAUGACCGCGAUGAAAAAGAACAAACCGAAUCCGUCGCUUCGCAACCAAUCAAUACCAAGGUACCCGCGCUGCAAGCCACUCCAGAUCAAGCGGGGUCUGAACCUCGGGAUUUGUCCAUGCCUUCCGAAAAUCAUACCGAAAUCAGCGCGUCCGCACAAGAUCCAGCGUCGAUUCCCAAGGAAACCGAAAAUAAAGAGACUGCCGAGACGGCCGCAACAACUGUUGAAAACGAAACUACCAGUGUUGCACCCGAGUCAAUGGAACCGGUGAACCAGGACGUACCACCCGCCACCACGGAACCGGAACAAUCUAAACCUUCCGGUACAACGACACAGAGUUCUGACACGACUGACCAUGAAACAGGAGCCAAAGUGUCUGUGAUGAAAAAGGAAGUACCGAAGAGAACUAAAUCCAUGUCACUCAAAUCAUUGAAUCUUUUCAAACGAAAGGAAAAGUCAAACGAGGAAAAGGAGAAAACGUCCAAGCGAUGGCAGUUUUGGAAGAAAACUAAGAAUGAAGCAUCUUCAUGAAAACAUCCCUCUAGAUCAUUUUGUACAUUCCUAUGUCUACACUUUAUAAUAAUCCUUCCAUUGACUCUAUAGCAUAAUACAUUACGCUUGAAACGCAAAUACAUUUAUGACGAUCCUUGCCGCUGAUCUCAUUUAGAAAGCAAUAAAAGAUAUGCUGAAACCAC